UUAGUGCUGGUCAUUGUUGAUUGUAUCAUGAUUGUGCCAUUGUUUUUUGUUGCACAAAUUGCUAAAUAAAUAAUAAGUUUAUAUAAGUAGAAGUUUGUCACUCGUUGAUGUGUAUGCGAAAAAUAUUACUUCCGCGAUCAUUCGUCUACGCCUGGCUCCCAUUAUAUGCGGUCCAGUGCUCGAGACCAGACCACUCUCUGUGCGAGUAUGGUCUGGCGGAAGGUACUGUCCAGCAUCUGUUUUUUUUUACUGCAACCGUAUCGACAUUCCUCUGUAUGAUAUUCUUCCCCUUCAACUUCCCCGUCUUGUUCAUUAUCAAGCCAAAUUCUUUAUAAGAUUCUCUUCUCAGAGAAGUCUGUUGCUGACACUGCUCAAGUGUGACUCACAAACGCUUGUCUUCCUUAACUUGACAUUGGUGGAAUUAUUGAUUGGAUCGAUGGAGCUAUAACACAGUGUAUAUGGUGGUAGUUUAAACGACUCCAUUAUAAUCUGACAAUGUCGUACACGGACUUACAAGAUAUUAUGAACAUAAAGGUGGAGGCAAGUGAAUUAGAAACUAGCCGUAUGGAUUUACAUGGAAAUUUCUAUAUUAAACAAGAGCCAGUUGGUGUUGCGGAAGAACACAUUACAGAGGAGUUGGAUCUGUAUGCAGAUCAUGAAGUCAAGGAAGAAUUAGUUGUAGGCCCUGUGGUGUUGCAGCCUCCUAAUUUUGCUCAAGCAAGAUGCGCGCAGAACACAGCUGAUGGGUUAAAUGGUGAUAGUCAACCAUACAAAUGUAACAUUUGCAACAAAUGUUAUACAAAUAAAUAUUCUCUCAAGCGUCACAAACAAACUCAUUCUGGGAAGAAGCACAACCAAUGUGAACAAUGUAAUGAAAGUUUUAUCUGUAAAACAAGUUGUAGUAAACGUUUAAGGCCUCAAACAGGAGAGAAAUGUCACAAAUGUGAUAUUUGCCACAAAUGUUUUACAAAAAAACAAGUACUAAAGGCUCAUAUAUUGACUCAUACUGGUGAGAAACCAUAUAAAUGUGAUUUUUGCAAUAAACGUUUUGCAAGAAAAUAUCAUGUCAAGUGUCAUAGAAUGUCCCAUACAGGAGAGAAGCCAUACAAAUGUGAUCACUGUAGUAAAUGUUUUGUUCGUAAAGUAGAUUGUGAAACACACAUGAAAACACAUACUGGAGAGAAACCAUACAAGUGUGAUUUUUGCCAUAAAUGUUUUACAACAAAACAAGCGCUUAAAAGUCAUAAAAUCACUCAUACUGGAGAGAAACCGUACAAGUGUGAUAUUUGCCAUAAAUGUUUUACAAGAAAACAGGAAUUUGAGUGUCAUAUAAUGGUCCAUACUGGAGAGAAACCAUACAUGUGUGAUAUCUGCAACAAAUGUUUUAUAAGGAAAUAUCAACUUAAAUGUCAUAUAAUGGCCCAUACUGGUAAGAAACCAUACACAUGUGAAAUGUGCAAUAAAUGUUUUAUAACAAAACAUCAACUUCAGUGUCAUACAAUAUCCCAUACUGGUAAGAAACCAUACAAGUGUGAAAUCUGCAAUGAAUGUUUUGUAAGAAAAUAUCAACUUCAGUGUCAUAUAAUGGUCCAUAAAGGUGAGAAACCAUACAUGUGUGAAAUCUGUAAUAAAUGUUUUAUUAGAAAUUAUCAAUUUAAGUGUCAUAUAAUGGCCCAUACUGGUAAUAAACCGUACAAAUGUGAUUUUUGCAAAAAAUGUUUUACAGCAAAACACGAACUUAAGCAUCAUGUAAGGGUCCAUAAUAAAGAGAAACCUUACAAAUGCGACCACUGUAAUAAAGUUUUUGCUUUAAAAGAAAAUUGUAAAAGGCAUUUAAAGAUUCAUACAGGAGAGAAACCAUACAUUAAAUCAAGUAUUUAGUGUCUUAAUGGCCCAUGCUUAUGAGGUAACAUGCAACUGUGGAACUGUUUUUUCUGUAUUUAUUUUGAUUAAUAAAUAAUGAAUUUUCAUUAUUUAUAUUCUGUAAUUAUACCAUUAUAAAUGAAUCACACUUAAUUUAUAGAGUAAUUACAUAACUACAGUGGUAUAUUUGUAAUUAUACGAUAAGCAGUCUAGUUUAAUUUAUUAAAUUGCAAUUUUGAAAAACACUGUUUAUUGUAUAGUGAUGUGUUUUGUUGAGUUCUUAGUGAACUCAUAGAAACAGCAUGCCUUAUGUUACAAUUCUAUACAUAUUUCUAUCAUAAUCCUGCAUGUUAAUCUAUUAAUAUUUGAUUAUUCUGUUGCUAAUUUAAUAAUUUUAUUAUGUAAAUAAGUAGGUUAUUGUGAAUAUCACAUAUUUGUAAAAAUAACAUGUCGUGAGACUAUUUAAUACUACACGUUCGUGCACAAGCAACUGUCCUUUCGCUGGCUGUUGUUUGUUCACGGAUAUAUAG
Messenger RNA from Hyposmocoma kahamanoa, 2393 nucleotides. RefSeq names its product gastrula zinc finger protein XlCGF28.1-like. Gene Ontology annotation, cellular component: nucleus. The record is from RefSeq and is a predicted model, not a curated record. NCBI's taxonomy places the organism in Eukaryota, Metazoa, Arthropoda, Insecta, Lepidoptera, Cosmopterigidae. Bases 496 to 1881 code for a protein of 461 amino acids. The transcript is spliced from 2 exons. Gene Ontology annotation, molecular function: RNA polymerase II cis-regulatory region sequence-specific DNA binding; DNA-binding transcription factor activity, RNA polymerase II-specific. Gene Ontology annotation, biological process: central nervous system development; regulation of transcription by RNA polymerase II.